AUGGCUACUGUUGGCAAGCAAUUCCAGUGCCUGAUAAUAAUCAUCUCUUUCUCCUUAUCCCUCUCCAUAAGAUUCGAAAAAUUCAAGAAACUGCAAGAAUACCCACAGUUUAAGCAAGAAAACAGUAAUCCGUACGGCCUCUACUCCAAUAACGCUGAUCAUAAAGAUUCCGAACCAAAAGAAAGCCGACCAUUAGACAAACCGGACUUCACCGGUCUCACCGCGGAAGAGAAGAAUUAUAUAUGGAAUCAAUACCAAAUUGAAAAGCGGCAGAAGAAAGAGUUGAAAGGAGAAAAGCCUUAUGAAACGACGUCGUCGUCCGAUCCGACGUUGUCCGAAUGGGAUGACAACUGGGACGAGGACGUGGAGGCCCAGCCCAAAAACGAGCAGGACUUUGACAGAUUGAACGACAGGUUCAAAAAGUACGGGCCGCGAGAAGAGUCGGCCCAGGCCCAGCUGCAGUGGCCCAACACGUACGACCAGCCAGACGUGUGGGCCAACAACAAUGGGCCGGAACGCGAGCAACUGGACAGCGAGAGAUGGCAUCUGCCGCAGGGAAUGAGCGAUACCAGGUCUGUAGAAGGAGGGAAAUUCCAUUACGAUCUUAAUAACAACAAAUACAACUCCAAACACCCAUACAGCAAAUUCUAUGAAUCGGAAGAUUAUGAACAACAACCUUAA
Messenger RNA from Striga asiatica, 681 nucleotides. NCBI's taxonomy places the organism in Eukaryota, Viridiplantae, Streptophyta, Magnoliopsida, Lamiales, Orobanchaceae. The record is from the annotation of a GenBank genome assembly.